Marasmius oreades (fairy-ring Marasmius) is the source of this 600-nucleotide messenger RNA. RefSeq lists its product as uncharacterized. Bases 1 to 600 code for a protein of 199 amino acids. Lineage: Eukaryota; Fungi; Basidiomycota; Agaricomycetes; Agaricales; Marasmiaceae. The transcript has 2 exons. The record is from RefSeq and is a predicted model, not a curated record.
AUGCAGCCUACCUGGGAGUCCCCCGAUUUCUACCUAGCAAGCCUUUCUCUCCAUAACCAUACCCAUCCUCAGACCCACCCUCAGACCCAACAGCUCUAUUCCUUCUGGAAUUCCAUAUUACUUUCCCCAUAUUUACCUCAUCAUCCCCCUUCACCUCAGUCGGACGCUAGUUCGUCCCCUUCAACUUCAACCACCUCGAUAACACCACCCCUUCCGCCUCCUAGACGUCCGCAGCAAGCUCUACACGUCAUUUGCAAUGCCCCCAUAAUAGCCCCCAAGCCCCUGCCCUACCACUCACCCACUUUUCUAAAGUUUGAGCUUCUCCCAGACAUUGAGGAAGACCUUUCGCAUCCCCCUUACAUACAGCGUCCUUCCAAACGAAAACGCGAAAACGGCGAUAGUUCCGAUGAGUUCGUCACCCGGAAGCGACGGACGAAAGACAUAGCUGGUCCUCCACGCCCACCCAGUGUGUAUCAGCGCGACAGCACGGUGAUGAAGCACCGCCAACGCAAAUUAGCGUCACGCGGAACGACAGCAAACCCACAGCUUACUUCAGACUCCCACUCCAACCGUUUUCCAACUCACCGGGCACGCCGAUAA